CAUUUUCUACCAAAGUUCUCAGAAGCAGCGGACUUGCCCUUCUCACAGACGCAUACAUCCCUGCCCUCGAGAGUAAACCCCGUUACCAUGGAACUAGGGAAUUCCCCAGCUUCGUGACGUUACACUCGGGUGUCAUAAGCGAAGGGCGUGGUAUUCCGUUAACACGUCUCAGGGCAUUGAAGAAAGACGUAGCACCCAUUGUGAACUUUACAGUUCCCCCACACUGGUAUCAAUGGCUGACACAAAGAUAAAGAUAUCGGUGGUUAUUGGACUAGUAUUGUCAUGUAUCAUUAUUGUUGUAACUGCUCUGUGUUUCAGUUACGUGGAGUAUUACGAGUUCGGGUUCAUCCGCCAGAGGUCCACGGGAGUCGUAGAUUUAAGCGAAGUACACACGGCCGGACGGUAUUUCCUCGGUCCUGAUCGUGAGUUUAAGAUUUUCGAAGCCGAUGCCCAUUUUAUUGAGCUAAAUGACAUAGCUGUCUUUACGUCAGAUAAACUGGAGGUAGGCCUGACGGUAUAUUUUCAGUACUUCCUCAGGAAAGAGGACCUGCCCCUACUCCAUGCUGCAUACGACAUCUAUUACAAAGACGUUAUCAAGACUAGUGCGCAAGACGCCCUGAAGGGUGCAACAACGUCCUUCAACACGCGAGACAUGAUCACCAGCCGAGCCAUUCUAGAGGCGACGCUUUUCAGGGCUGUCAGCGACCGAAUUGGAGGAACAUGCUGCAGGCAGAACUGUACCUCAUUUGUUUACGCGUGCCCACUCGGUUGUAAGCCAUCCGUAACGUGUACAACAGAUGACAGGGGCCUGUUCGCUGACGUGAGAUACUUCCAGCUCGGGUCUGUUAGAAUUUCUUCAUCAGUCAAGGAGCGUUUCAUGAAGGCACUCACCCUUCAGGAAGAAAAUGAUACAGAAAAACUUAAACAACAGGCACAGAUCAUACGAAAAAACACCACUGCUAAAGUUAAAAUGAUCCAAAACGAGGCUGAAGAAAUGCUUCAACAGGCAACAGCAGAUGCCAAUUACAUCCGGGCCUUGUCCGAUGCUAACUACACAGCUACUGUAGAGAAAGCCCGUAGUGAGGGACUAAAACAGGUUACGUGAGACGAAGCCUUGACACUAUCCUGUACAAUUAUAUUUUGAAGUUUGUAGUAAUACGUCAUGUUACAUGUAAUAUUAAAUAAAAUAUCUUGAAAACAUGGA
Molecule: messenger RNA, 1204 nt
Organism: Pecten maximus
Lineage: Eukaryota; Metazoa; Mollusca; Bivalvia; Pectinida; Pectinidae
Exons: 7
Coding region: 233-1105 (290 amino acids)
Source: RefSeq, a predicted model, not a curated record